AUGGCUUCCAGACAGAGAGUCAUGCUCCUGGUUACAGUGGUCCUCUCCGUGCUAAGCCUCAUUCACAGCUUCCAACCUCUCUUCUCAUUUAAUGGGAAAUCCUCCACUCACCGUGACAUCACCCAAAAGGCGAUCCUCAGAAAGACAGCUGAGGUCUGCAGAGACAUUGCUGCCUCUGAGGGACGGGACUUCAGCCUGAGUAUUGAUGACAACUUGUCAGUUAGCAAGGUUCAAAGGGCCUGUUUUUCCACACCCACCUCCACAUUUGCCCUGUCCACCGACAUGUUCCAAUCUGCCAUUGAUGAUAUCUGCUACAGCAAUGCAAAGGUGGAUUCCUCAUUGAAACUGGUAGUGGAGUACCAUUUUCAUGAUGAGACCUUCCAGGAAGGACGAAAAAUCAUCACAGAAGGUAUGUCUUCUGUGAAAGCUAAUGUGAAGCUGGAGAACUUUGAUGCAGGGAGGCAGACUCUUGGACAAGUUUGUCAUACCCUACAGGACUUCUACAGCCACAGCAACUGGGUGGAGCUGGAUAAAUUCACUCCUUAUAGCACUCUGAUCAGAUCAGACCAACCUCUGGAGAACUUGGCAGGCCCAGAUACUCCUACCUGUAUUAGCUGCACAGAAGAUAUUUGUUAUUUUAAUAUUCUUACUGAAGUGCUGCGGAAGGAGGUUCUCACUUCCGGGUACUUCAACACCUUCUCUCCAGCAAAGCCUGCAGGUAAAUGUAGCCACGGUGGAUCAUCUGAUCUGACAAGCAAAAAGGACCCAGUGGGGGGCAUCAAUAAGGAUACAGUUGAGUCAAUUCAUGGCUUACUUCACAGCAGUGCAGCUAAGCUGGCAGUGGAUGCCACUAUAGAGCUACUGGAGGACAUCAGAGUAGCUGUUGGAGACAAGAACUUCCUGCGAUUUAUGGGCCUCUCCCAGUCCUCUGUGCUGUGUUUUGUCAUCGAUACCACAGGCAGUAUGAGCGAUGACAUAGCUGAGGCUAAGAGAGUUUCCUUUGACAUCAUUGACAGUAAAAGGGGAACCCAGCAGGAGCCCUCCGCCUACAUAUUGGUACCCUUUAAUGACCCGGAUUUCGGACCUGUGAUAAGGACAACCAAUGCAGACAUCUUCAAAGACAGCAUCAACAAGCUCACUGCAAGUGGAGGAGGGGACUACCCAGAGAUGUGUUUGUCUGGACUGCAGCUUGCACUGACGUCAGCUCCGCCCUCCUCUGAGAUCUUCGUCUUCACUGACGCUACGGCGAAAGAUUUCAAUCUGAAAAGCACCGUCACUGCCCUCAUAGAGAGCACCAAGUCUAAGGUCACUUUCAUGUUGACAAACGUCUUUUUAAGACGACGGCGUCGCAGCAGUCGUGCAUCACGUAGCCUAUCAACCGCCCAGCUGUACCAUGAUCUAGCCCAAGCUUCUGGGGGUCUGGCCAUUGAGGUCACCAAGUCAGACCUCUCUUUGGUUACGGCUGUUAUAAAGGAUUCAUCAGCCAGCGCUGUGGUGACAGUUUUCCAGGCAGUGAUGAAUCCUGGAAGGCCUGAUCAUUUUCAUUUUGUUGUUGAUGCGUCAUUAAGCAACAUGAUCAUUUACAUCACAGGAACCUCACUCCUUACCUUCAGACUCAUCAGCUCUACAGGUGAAUCUCAGAGUUCAAGUCAGCCCAGUGGUCCUCUGGCAUCUUUCACCACGGUGGGAAACCUACGCCGGUUAAGCCUCAACACUGGGAAUCAAACAGGACUAUGGGAAAUUUAUGUUGAUUCUAAUAAUCCCUACUCUGUUAAAGUCACAGGUCAAAGUUCACUGAACUUCGUCUACAACCUUGUGGAAGCUCAUGAGGGAGGUCAGGGUGGCUUCAGUCUUAAGGACGGACGUCCUACUACAGGUGGUAAUGUCACCCUUUUGGUCACACUGACAGGAAGUGACACGGCAACAGUCACAGAGGUCACUCUGUUGGAAAGCUCAGGGUCAACAGAGAUCAACGGAUCAUUGCAGUCUCUGGGAGGGGGGAACUUCCUGGUAAGAUUCAGUGGAGUCCCAGGAGGUGAUUUUGUGGUUUACCUUAAAGGUGAGGACAGCAGCUCCACCUCCAGGUCAACACCGAGCAGCUUCCAGAGACAGGCCUCCACGCAGAUCAAGACCUCCAGACUCUCUGUUUCUGCCCAAGCCAACAGCAUCAACAUAGAACCAGGUUCCACCAUCUCCAUCCCUUUCACAAUAUUCUCAGACGAAACUGGAACAUUGACAGUGCGAGUCAACAACGACCGGAGUUAUUCCACCACUUCACCCAGCACUGUCAACAUAGCGGUGGGAAGUGGAGGUACAGCCAAUGGCACCAUAACCUUAACGGCCCCGGCCAGUGCUGCAUCAGGAACAGAUGUGACUGUAACCAUUGAGGCAGAAAAUGCUGCCACUGACAUCAACUACGCUGUCCUCCGGUUUUCUGUGGUUGCCAAGGUGACAGAUUUGGCAGGUCCAGUGUGCAAGGUUGUCAAUAUAUCCGGUAUCUGUCCCGUCUCUUCAUCGCUCUGUGCUUCCUCCCAGUGGGAGUUUAUCACUAAUCUCACCGAUGGCAUCAAUGGAACCGGCAUUGAGAGCAUUACCCUCCGCCAAGGGAACGGUACCCUCAAUACCAGCACAGUGGCUGGAGCCGGGGGCGAGAACAUUACAGUGGCUACCUACAGCGCCUCCUGCUGUUCACAGAAUGUAGAGCUGGCUGCUGUGGACAGAGUGGGAAAUGUGGGGACAUGUGUAGGACAGGCUAGAAUUCUUACCACACCUGCCCCUACAACUACAACUGCAGUUGUAGUUAUGACAACAUCCACUGGAGGGCACACUUUGACCCUGUCACACUGUCUCUGGAUCUGUGUUGUGGUUUCUCUCCUUUGGAAGUAAAAGAGAAAAGUGGACACUGUAAAUGGUACCACAUGCAUCAAGUGUCCUUUGAGAAAAAUCUUCUUUCUUUUUCAUCUAGUGGGUUUGAGUUUAAUUACCAUUACUUAUAUGAAAAAGGAAAAGUGAAACCUUGUGUACCUCUUGAUUUCUUGUUUGAGACAUAAUUAAGGUAGUAAGCUCAUGUAGAAAUGCCUCAAAUGGAUGCUAGAUUCUGGCUUUAAGAAAACAAAUUUAUUGAAUUUGGUGGAAAAAUCCUCAAUCAA
Morone saxatilis (striped sea-bass) is the source of this 3149-nucleotide messenger RNA. Its product is annotated as von Willebrand factor A domain-containing protein 7-like. Bases 1 to 2886 code for a protein of 961 amino acids. The record is from RefSeq and is a predicted model, not a curated record. Lineage: Eukaryota; Metazoa; Chordata; Actinopteri; Moronidae. The transcript has 17 exons.